Messenger RNA from Morus notabilis, 1581 nucleotides. Its product is annotated as sodium transporter HKT1. Gene Ontology annotation, molecular function: monoatomic cation transmembrane transporter activity. The record is from RefSeq and is a predicted model, not a curated record. NCBI's taxonomy places the organism in Eukaryota, Viridiplantae, Streptophyta, Magnoliopsida, Rosales, Moraceae. Gene Ontology annotation, cellular component: plasma membrane. Gene Ontology annotation, biological process: monoatomic cation transport; transmembrane transport. The transcript is spliced from 5 exons. Bases 1 to 1581 code for a protein of 526 amino acids.
AUGGCGCUUGCUAAAAUCCUCACGUUGUGUGAAUUUAAAGUAUAUUAUCGGUUUUUAAUCUUAUCAAAACUCAACCCAUUUUUUGUCCAACUCUUUUAUUUCAUGUCCAUUUCUUCCCUAGGGUUUUUUGUUCUGUUGGCUUUGAAGCCGAGAAGUGCGGCCGAUUCCUUUAGGCCUAGAAACUUGGAUUUGUUCUUCACCUCCAUCUCCGCGGCAACGGUUUCGAGCAUGUUGACCGUGGAAAUGGAGGUUUUGUCCAACUCGCAACUCCUCAUCUUAGCCCUUUUGAUGUUCACAGGAGGAGAGGUCUUCACUUCCAUGUUUGGACUCUUCAUCAAACAAUUCACUCUCAAAAAAUCCCAACGUAAAGUCGCUUCCGUAAAUAGUGACGUCCUUUCUUCUCCAAACCCUAGUUGUAAUUUAGAAGAAACUGAGUUAAGCACUAUAGUAAUAGUUCCUCCACAAAACGGCAAGAUUGAUCAUGAGUCUUUUGAUUUAUGGUAUCUCAAGUAUUCUUCAAUAAAAUACUUGGCUUAUGUAGUAUUGGGUUAUCUUUUAAUUGUACAUAUUUUUGGCAUCACAAUGGUUUUUCUUUACCUAAUCAUUAUAACAAGCGCAAGAGAAGUACUAAACAACAAAGACCUUAAACUCUUAACCUUCUCAAUCUUCACAACCGUCUCAACUUUUGCAAGUUGUGGUUUCAUUCCCACUAAUGAAAACAUGAUGAUUUUCAGCAAAAACUCUGGCCUUCUUCUAAUCCUCAUCCCUCAAGUCCUUCUUGGGAACACUCUAUUUCCGUCGUUCCUUCGGUUUUCGAUCUGGGUUUUGGGCAAAUUGAAUGUUAAGAAGGAGGAAUCCAAUUAUCUCUUGAUGAAAUCUUGGGAAAUCAAGUAUCUUCACUUGCUUCCUAGCCUGCAUUCUUCACUUUUGGUUCCUAGUGUGUUUGGCUUUAUUUUGGUUCAAUUCAUACUUUUCGGCUCAAUGGAGUGGAGCUCAGAAGCCUUGAGUGGACUAAAUUCUUAUCAAAAAAUAAUUGGAUCUUUGUUCCAAUGUGUUAACACAAGACAUACGGGCGAAACUAUCGUCGACCUUUCGAUCAUCUCCCCGGCCAUCUUGGUGUUGUUCGUCGUCAUGAUGUACCUUCCACCUUAUACUUCUUUUCUUCCCAUAAAAGACGAUGAAGACCACGUGCGUGAUCCAGAAAUAACUUCAAAAAUUAUGAGGAGUAAGAAAAUGGGAAAUAAAUAUAUGGAGAAUUACAUAUUCUCACAGCUUUCCUAUCUGGCUAUAUUCAUUAUCCUUGUGUGCAUAACUGAGAGAAGAAGGAUCAAAGAAGAUCCACUCAAUUUCAGUGUUCUAAAUAUUGCUAUUGAGGUCAUCAGCGCAUAUGGAAACGUAGGUUUUACGACAGGAUACAGUUGCAAACGACAAAUAAACCCUUCAGACCAUUGCCAAGACAAGUGGUACGGCUUUGCAGGAAGAUGGAGUGAUGAAGGCAAAAUAAUCCUAAUAGUUGUCAUGUUAUUUGGAAGACUAAAGAAAUUCAACAUGAGUGGAGGGAAAGCAUGGAAGCUUUUGUAA